This is a messenger RNA of Erythranthe guttata (spotted monkey flower), 2044 nucleotides long. It is a transcript of the gene CAT6, whose product is annotated as cationic amino acid transporter 6. Gene Ontology annotation, biological process: transmembrane transport; amino acid transport. Gene Ontology annotation, molecular function: amino acid transmembrane transporter activity. NCBI's taxonomy places the organism in Eukaryota, Viridiplantae, Streptophyta, Magnoliopsida, Lamiales, Phrymaceae. Gene Ontology annotation, cellular component: plasma membrane. The record is from RefSeq and is a predicted model, not a curated record.
CAACGAAAGAAAGAAACAAGUAGAGAGAGAGAGAGUGAUAACAAUGGAAAGCCAUUCCUCCUCCUCUUUCUCGAGUUUCAAAUCGUACCUCCGGGCACUCUCCGACACCCCCAACCGCCUCUCCCGCCGCGCCUGCUCCGUAUCAACCUCCUCCGAGGAAACGACCCGCCUCCGAAUCCGUUCCGGGUCGGAGAUGAAGCGGACCCUCCGCUGGUACGACCUCGUCGGCUUCGGAGUCGGCGGUAUGGUCGGCGCCGGAGUCUUCGUCACCACCGGCCGCGCCAGCCGCCUCUACGCCGGCCCCGCCGUCGUAGUCUCCUACGCCAUUGCCGGCCUCUGCGCCCUCCUGUCCGCCUUCUGCUACACCGAGUUCGCUGUCGACAUGCCCGUCGCCGGCGGCGCCUUCAGCUACGUCCGCGUCACCUUCGGCGAAUUCCCCGCCUUCCUGACCGGCGCAAAUCUCGUAAUCGACUACGUCCUGUCGAACGCCGCCGUCGCCAGGAGCUUCACCUCGUAUUUGGGCACCGCCUUGGGCCUAUCGACGCGCACACAACUCCGAUUCACCGCCCACGCCCUACCGGAGGGGUACAACGAAUUAGACCUGAUCGCCGUCGCCGUCGUCCUAAUCCUCACCCUAGUAAUCUGCUACAGCACGAAGGAGAGUUCAUGGUUAAACAUGGUGCUAACGGUGCUGCACAUUCUGUUCAUAGUGUUCGUGAUAGUGGUCGGGUUCUGGAAGGGGGAUUGGAACAACUUCACGAAACCCGGUAACCCGGAAAACCCGGGCGGGUUCUUCCCAUUCGGAGUUUCCGGAGUGUUCAACGGGGCGGCCAUGGUGUACCUGAGCUACAUCGGGUACGACGCCGUUUCCACCAUGGCCGAGGAGGUGAAGGAUCCCGUGAAGAAUAUUCCCAUCGGAGUCUCGGGAUCCGUCGUCCUCGUCACCGUUCUCUACUGCUUCAUGGCCGCUUCAAUGUCCGCUCUCCUCCCCUACGACAUGAUUGAUGCAGACGCGCCGUUUUCAGGGGCGUUCAGAGAAGGUUCGGAGGGUUGGAAGUGGGUAUCCAACGUGAUCGGAGUUGGGGCUAGUUUCGGUAUUUUGACGUCGCUGCUGGUGUCCAUGCUGGGCCAGGCGCGGUACAUGUGCGUGAUCGGAAGGGCCUGCGUGGUCCCCACUUGGUUCGCAAGGGUCCAUAAUUCCACUUCUACCCCUGUCAAUGCCUCAUCCUUUCUUGGGAUAUUCACAGCAGGAAUCGCCCUAUUCACCGAUUUAAACAUCCUCUUAAACCUCGUUUCGAUCGGAACUCUCUUCGUUUUCUACAUGGUAUCAAAUGCAGUAAUCUACCGCAGAUAUGUAACCAACGGAGCCACAAACCCAUGGCCCACAACCUCCUUCUUGUUCUGCUUCUCGCUCACCUGCAUAAUCUUCACGCUCAUAUGGCAAUUCGGGCCUUCGUCGAACAAGCCCAAAGCGUUGAUGCUCGUGGCAUGCUUAGGUGUCGCAAUAGCACUGGUUCAGUUAUUCCACUUCACGGUCCCACAAGCAAGAAAGCCCGAGUUUUGGGGGGUCCCACUCAUGCCAUGGAUUCCCUCGAUAUCCAUUUUCCUCAACAUAUUCUUGUUGGGCUCUCUUGAUAAACCUUCGUAUGUACGAUUCGGAUUCUUCUCGGGCCUUAUUGUGCUCGUGUACGUUCUUUACAGUGUGCACUCGAGCUUUGAUGCGGAGAGAGACGGCACUCUUGGUAUAAAGAGUGAAGAAAGUGUGAAGGAAUCAUCCAUUAUUGAAAGGCAAGUUUGUAGUGCAAAAGUGUAGAUAGUAAACAAAUGAGUACAUUUGGUUCUUGAUUGGUUGAACUAAUUUAGAAUUAGUAAUUUAGGGUAUCAAAAGAUGUAUAGUUGAUCUCAAGUAGAGAUUAAUUGCCCUCAAAUGUAUAUUUAUUUAGUUUUAUUUAUUAUUAUCCAAUCAAAGUUGUGCAACUUUCAACUGUAAAAGCACCAAAAAGAAAAGGUUAAAUGAAAUUGCUCUUGGAUAUUUUGUGGUGCA